This is a messenger RNA of Hemibagrus wyckioides, 1437 nucleotides long. It is a transcript of the gene tekt1, whose product is annotated as tektin 1. Gene Ontology annotation, cellular component: nucleus; microtubule cytoskeleton. Gene Ontology annotation, biological process: cilium assembly; cilium movement involved in cell motility. The record is from RefSeq and is a predicted model, not a curated record. The transcript has 8 exons. NCBI's taxonomy places the organism in Eukaryota, Metazoa, Chordata, Actinopteri, Siluriformes, Bagridae. Bases 157 to 1371 code for a protein of 404 amino acids.
AGCAACCGCUGUUUUUUGUCCCGCCCCCAUGACAGUGACGUUGCUACGGCAACCGUGUGUUUCCUAGACGGAGAGUUAGAAGUGGACCGGAGUUAGCGGUUGUUUAUUAAACAUAACUAAACUACUUCUACACGUUAUAACCAGCUAGGUAGUGUAAUGUCUCAGGUAUUAAAAGCACCUCCUAAGUUUCUGCCUUCUGAGUGGAAACAUGCGAACCACGUGCACUUCAGGAGCGCAGAGGCCGAGCGAGUGCGCUCAGAGCGACUCACAGACGAGUGUAAGAGACUGAUAGAGGACAGCGAGAAGUCGGUGAGACGCAUGCAGCAGGAUGCUAACAACCGGCUGGAGCAGAGACUCAAAGAUAUUAAGUUCUGGAGGCAGGAGCUGGAGCAAAAACUGCAGGAGAUAGUGCAGGAGAUCGAGCUGCUCCUGACUAUGAAGAACCGAGUAGAGAGAGCUCUGGGGAGUUGCUCUGAGCCUCUGCAAGCCACUCUGGACUGUCUGAAUGAGAGGCAGAAGCGGGUGGAGAUAGACCUCGUUCAUGACGAGGUGGAGAAGGAGCUUCUGAAGGAGAAGGACGUGAUCGAGGGAGUGUCGGCUCUCCUCCAGCGCACUCUGGAGCAGAUCAUUGAGCAGAUCAGGCUCAACCGCUCAGCCAAAUACUACCUGGAGAAAGAUCUGCGGGAUAAAUUUCAGGCAGAACGUAUCGAUGAUUUCUGCUCCCUGCUCAGCAGCACCACAGCGAGUGCAGAGGAACAGGCUGGAGCCGGACAACGUCCUGAUGGAGGACUCGCCGUGACUCCUCAGGAAUGGGAGACGUUCUCUGACGUGAACAUCGGCAAGGCCGAGAAGGAGAGGAAUAACUCGGCAUCUCUGAGAGCGCUGGUGGAGAACCUGCUGGCGCAGACGGCAGCAGACAUGCGCAGGCAGCACGAGGCCACCGGCUCGACCCUGGAGCUGCGCAUACACGAGACCAGAAGUGCCAAAGCGGCGCUGGAAGAUCAGCUGAGCAAGCUGCUUGUGGAGAUUGCGAACCAGGAACAGAACCUCGAUGCUCUGAAAGUGGCUGUUGCUGAUAAAGAAGGGCCAGUGAAGCUGGCCGAGACACGGCUUCACGCACGCCAACAGCGACCCAGAGCUGAGCUGUGUAAUGAUCACGCUCACAGACGCCUGCUCGCUGAAGUACAACAGCUUAAGAGCCACGUGUCCAGGCUGAAAGAGGGUCUGUCCCAGUCAGAGAUGGAGCUCAGAGCCCUGACCAGAAGCCAGCUGCUCCUGGAGGAGGAGAUCCAGGUCAAAUCAAACUCGCUCUAUAUAGACGAAGUGAUCUGCACGCAGCUCCAUCAGCCAAUCACCAUUCACGAUUUCUGAAGGAACUAAAACGACUCGAAAGAGAUUGUACCACUAUUAAAUAGGAAAUAAAUCACCCACGAAUGA